UUUAAAUGUAUUUUUCAGAAUGAAGCAUGUUACUUCUGUAACGGAUACUAUGGACCUUGCUUUGGUGAGCCAGUGUGUGCUACAUGCCAUGCUCUUCUGUAUCCGAACGAUGCAUCUCAGCGACUUAAUAUCGGUCCAUACCAGGAGAAAACCGAUGACGGCGACUCCGGGAAUGAAGAGCCGAAAGAUCCCACCGAUUUCCACCAAAUCCAGCGGAGGGAGAGCCAGGGCGACAUGCAACCGCCUCUCCAGCCAGCACAGCAGCAACUCCUGCCACCAGACGGGAAUAUUGAAGGGAACCGAAUACCCAUCGUAGAAGAUAUAGGAGAAAUGGAUUAUGCCGAAGGAGCGGCUGCCAUGUUGGUUUCCGACAACAUAACGGGGGAGAGCGUUGCAGCGAGUGUUAGUGGCGGAGUGCCUGGUCUCGGAGGUGUCUUGCCUGGUCGGGGUAACGGCAUUGGCCCAUCUGUGAGUAACAUAGGAGGUAGAGGUUGCUUGGGCAGGAACAUUGCAAGCAAAGGAAACCUACAAGAGAUGAUCAACCAGUUGACUUGUCCACGACCUCCUGAUAAUCUCGACCCGUCGCUCAUACAUCGCAUCCCUCCUGAAG
Messenger RNA from Macrobrachium nipponense, 610 nucleotides. RefSeq lists its product as uncharacterized. The record is from RefSeq and is a predicted model, not a curated record. Gene Ontology annotation, molecular function: protein binding. Lineage: Eukaryota; Metazoa; Arthropoda; Malacostraca; Decapoda; Palaemonidae.